Hemibagrus wyckioides is the source of this 1987-nucleotide messenger RNA. RefSeq names its product ubiquitin associated protein 1-like b (gene ubap1lb). NCBI's taxonomy places the organism in Eukaryota, Metazoa, Chordata, Actinopteri, Siluriformes, Bagridae. The record is from RefSeq and is a predicted model, not a curated record. The transcript is spliced from 6 exons. Gene Ontology annotation, cellular component: ESCRT I complex. Gene Ontology annotation, molecular function: ubiquitin binding. Bases 141 to 1265 code for a protein of 374 amino acids. Gene Ontology annotation, biological process: ubiquitin-dependent protein catabolic process via the multivesicular body sorting pathway.
CAGCUGAUGGUGAGCUGUUAUGUCAGUGGAUUAGUGGAGCAGAGGGUUAUCCCUUUAAGCAGGCUGACAAUAACAUCACAAGCACACACAGCUUUGGCUCUGAGACCACACGCACUCCAGAAAACACAGUGAAAGGGAGAAUGUCUUGGCUGGAUGAAGUACCCAUCAAAAUCCCUCUGGGCUUGCUUGACGAGGUCAAAGAGGAGGUGGGACUUGUCACAACUCCAGAAAUCAUCGUGCCAGACUGUUUAAAGAUCCUCCAGGAAACAGAGUAUGUCUUCAGUCUGGAGAACUGGGUUCUGACAGGUCUGCAGGGUGGCUACAGUGUGCCGAACAAUCAUAACCCGAACGCACCCUCUAAGUUGGCAGCGACUUGCCCUCCAUACUGGAUGCUGUUCAGCAGUCCGCAACAGAGCAGACUGGCUAGCCGCUGGAACAGUGACUUCUGGGAGCCCAAUCCUCGACGACGCAGCCACAGUCUUAAUGCGACUCACUACCAGGCUAUGAAUGACGGAGUCACGUUCAACAUUUCCAAUUCAGAUGAUGGUGAUGAUGACUCUUCUGAUAAUGAAGAGGCUUCUGUCACAAAACUAAAAAGUAUAAAUUCAGGCUUAAGGAGGCCGCAACAUGAAGGUAGGUUGAGAUCACAUCUCAACCUACCUUCAUGUUGCGGUGUUUCCUCACAGCAGCACUCCAGCACCCUACAGUGCUCUCUACCAAAUUUGGAAGCACGAGGAAGGAACAUGUGGAAAAUGCAGAACCAUGGAGAUUCAUUUCCAAGCCAACAACAAUUGACCUUUGGGCAUACAACACCCAUGACACAGUCUCCAGGCCUGAACUCCAGCGUGCCCCUGGCCCCCACACGGCCCCUCGGUUCCCAUGCGACAGUCCAUGACUCCUCUGUGGAACUGCUCUCAGCUCUCAGCCCUGAAGAACAGCAGCUUUUGGAGGCUGUAACGGAGCAUGGAUACCCACUACGGACAGCCAUCAUCGCCUUGCAGAAAACGGGCCAUAGGAGCCCAGACCAGAUCUUGAGUUACCUGGUGGCAUGUGACCAUCUGUGUGAACUUGGCUAUGAUGAGAGUCAAGUAGAGGAAGCUCUGGAGAUGUUUCAGAACUGUGAGACAAAGGCCAAGGAGUUUCUUCACCUCCUCACUCAGUUUCAUGAGAUGGGGUUUCAGCAAAAUACUAUCAAAGAAGUCCUGCUGAUGCAUGGGAACCACCGCGACCAUGCCCUGGAGGAGCUCAUGAUGCAUUUCACCUGAUCAACUCAGCCAAGCAUUACAUUUUUCUAUGUUGAUGUUGGCGUACAUUUAAAGCUGAGAACUGUGGCCUUGAUCGAUGCAUUAUGCACAGCUCUUAUAUGGAAGGAAGUUCUCCAACAUAGAGCAUUAGAUAUCUGAUUUUGUUAAUUCUAUAAAUAUAUUUAUUGAUUUCAUAUCAUUUGUCAAUUGUAUUAUAAACGUAAUUUUUCAAAUCACGACACACACAUACAUACAUGUAUAAACACAUAUGUCUAUACCUAUAUAAAGGAAAAAUAUAUGUUUAUUUUAUUUAAUCAGUAUAAUUGUUCUUUCAUGAGGCAUCUCCAUGCACAAAAGUGGCUAUGAUUUUGAUGAAAUGUCCACAGAUAAGCUUUUUAGUCACCUUUAGGAUGGAAGAUCAUUAAAAUGAACUGUUCCUCAAAGAACACUUGGCUGACAAUGUAUGAUAUGAAACAAUGAUCACUCUGCUUCUAAUUCCCUGCCACCAAAGGAGUCCUGAAAAAAUAUGAGCUUUUAAACAAGGUUUAACCAGCUCCUUCAUUUGUCAAGUUGUUGGAAUAUUUGCAAUAUUUCUUCAAAGAAAGAAAAAAAGAAAGAAAAUAUGUUUUGUUCUCAUGAAUUGUUUAGAUGAAUAGCAGUCUCUGGGAAUGUAUGAGAUGUUUUCUCAGUGAAAUGCAUUAACGAAUGUUGUUUAUCACUUGACUCUGUAUCACAAAUAAAAA